GGGCGUCAGUUUCAAGUGAACUUUGGUGCUCGAUAGUUCGUUGCAACAUAUAGUAGGCACCCACCUCAUAGUCACCGACUACUUUGUGGUGGAAUCUUGUGGAAUCGAUAAGCUUAAGUUCCUUAUCUGAGCUACCAAGCUCCUCGGUCGUGAACGGAAUAAACAAGCAUCGUCGCCUCGGCUCACGUUUGCGUAAAAGGAAUCACGUGUUCGCGCAUGGAACUCCCUUGACGACGUCACAUCACGGUUGGACUUUACCCUCCCGUAAUGGGAAAGUGAAACAAUGUGUGUACGUGAUUUGUGGUGGGCAUCAAGGUUGCAUCUUACGGCACCACAACAUAAACCGGAUUAUGUUGGCAUUAUGCUGCAGAUUGGUUGGAUUUUCGUGACUGUGUGCGUCUAACGACAAACGUUUUUGAAGUGGCCAAAUCAAUGACGUUGUGUAUUGCUAGCUUCGAAAGGCAAAACUGAUGCGACGACCUGGUCCGUGUACGUAAUGGAAGAGGGCAAAUGUUAUGAAGACAUUCGAAAACAAACUGAUAGUGAAGUGAUACGCCUGGUUUAAUCUUUUAAUGCUGCGUUCGGUCCCAAAUGAAUAAUAUGCAAGACGUUCACUGUAGACAGUUUGAAGCGUGAAAUCUAACAGGUCGGUCGAAAGUGUUCGGGGCGCCAUCGAGUGUCAUUAGUAACCUAUUUGCAGUUUUGAACCAAUAAUGACGAACUGAAGUUAAAGGAAAUUGAUCAUAUCCUGUGAAGUGAAAAGAAAGUCUCUCUAAAAAUGGCUCAAUCUAAGCAAUACGAAGUUCUGGAGGUCAUUUCGAAGAAGCAGAUCUUCAAGGUGUAUCUACGCUGUAUGAUUGCAAAUUUGAUAGUGCUUUUGAAGUGGCUGUUUGAGUGCAUAAAGUGUCGGGUCCACAAAACCACCAUUAUGAGAAGAUCGAUCGAGCAAGUGCAGUUCCCGAACAUGCAGCCGAAUUUCAUGACCGAGAGCAAGAUGGGGCGACAUUCGUACGUCAAACUAGAGAACACUAAAUUACACUACGUGGAGGCAGGAAACCGUAGCAAUCCAACUGUGCUGCUCCUUCAUGGAUUCCCUGAUUGCUGGUUCGGCUGGCGAUAUCAAAUUUCGGAGCUAUCGCAAUACUUCCACGUCAUCGCCCUCGACUUGAAGGGGUUCAACGACUCGGACAAGCCGCUGUGGCGCUUCGAUUACGCACCGAAGAAAAUCUGCGAAGAUUUGCGCAAGUUCUUGAUCGCCAUCAGCGCCAAGAGUGUGUCGAUUGUGGGCCAUGACUUGGGCGCCAUCAUUGGGUGGAUUUUCGCGCACACCAAUCCGGAGAUGGUGGACAAAUUCGUCAGCGUCUCUACGCCUCAUCCCAAUCUGCUGUGGGACAAUCUGCCGCGGAACUCUCCCUUCAACCGAAGGUGGCUCGAAUUUGUCCAGCUACCUUACCUACCGGAAAUGGAGAUGCAGCACAAUGCGGAGCGUAUCCUGAAAAAAUGCUAUCCCCACAUCCUGAAGGAGAAGAUGUUCAUAUCGGGGACGAAUGGAUCUGUGAUAAACAAUCUUAUGGAAGGUUACAAGUACACGUUCAGCCAAACGGACGACUGGCGAGGUCCGUUGAACUACUAUCGCAACUUCAUGUUCUUCCGGAUAAAGGACGGAGAAACGCUGCAAUGUCCAUGCCUGAUCAUCACGGGCAAUGAGGAUCGGAUAUACAAGCUGGAAUCGGUGGUCAAGAGCUCGGACUACUGUGAGAACUUUGUGAUCAAGAUUGUGGAUCAGUCGGGACAUGCACCGCACCAGGAAAUGUCGACUGAAUUUAACAGCACUCUGCUGAAGUUUCUGAUAGGUAAACGAAUGCUUAUGAGAUCGUUGGAAAGCAGCACAGCUACUCCCACGAGAGGAUUAGUGGGACGAGUUUUUGGCGGCAUUGGCGCAGUGGCGAACAAUACGGUGAAGCUGGGGAACAAUCUCAAAGAUGGCUAUACUUUUGCGACGGCUCUCAACAAUGUGCCAAACUUUAUGUUGAAAAGCUAAGAUUCCUUGGCUCUUAGUCCAUGGUCAAUAAACUGGGUGUGCAUCUUGUGUUUAUUUUAUACUUAUUUUUAUACAUUGAUUUUGAAAUUACAAGAGUGUUUCAUAGAUAACGAUUAAA
Aedes aegypti (yellow fever mosquito) is the source of this 2159-nucleotide messenger RNA. Its product is annotated as epoxide hydrolase 4. Gene Ontology annotation, molecular function: hydrolase activity. The transcript is spliced from 6 exons. Bases 779 to 2041 code for a protein of 420 amino acids. The record is from RefSeq and is a predicted model, not a curated record. NCBI's taxonomy places the organism in Eukaryota, Metazoa, Arthropoda, Insecta, Diptera, Culicidae.